This is a messenger RNA of Anopheles darlingi, 1524 nucleotides long. RefSeq lists its product as uncharacterized. Lineage: Eukaryota; Metazoa; Arthropoda; Insecta; Diptera; Culicidae. The coding region runs from base 1 to 1524 and encodes 507 amino acids. Gene Ontology annotation, cellular component: RNA polymerase II transcription regulator complex. Gene Ontology annotation, biological process: sensory organ development; regulation of neurogenesis; neuron differentiation. Gene Ontology annotation, molecular function: DNA-binding transcription factor activity, RNA polymerase II-specific; RNA polymerase II transcription regulatory region sequence-specific DNA binding; protein dimerization activity. The record is from RefSeq and is a predicted model, not a curated record. The transcript has 3 exons.
AUGUCCUCGCUGGGGGUCGCUCCGCCCGCUGGUACCAUCAGUGUGCGCGCCCUGUCCUCGAUCAACCCGCCUCACCUCAAACGCAGCACCAUGAAGCUGAUGAAGGAGAACCAACAGCAACAGCAGCAACAGCAGCAGCAGCAGCUCGUCGUUGGGGACCGUGCCCUUGACUUGGGGGGCCUGAAGCCCACCCUCAAGCGGAAGCUACCCCUCGGCAACUACGUCAGCAGCUCGGCCAACAUCCUCGCAUCGUCGGCACGUGCCGUCGGUGGCAGUGGGCGGAAGGAGCACCUGGUACACCGCGCCACCACCACCACCACCACCAGGCGUACCAUCCCGGAGCGUACCGACCCCAAGACCGCCGCUGUGUCAGCCGUCGAGCGCCGGAAUGCCCGCGAGCGCAACCGGGUACAGCAAGUGAACAAUGGGUUUGCGGCGCUACGGCAGCGCAUCCCGGAUGAGAUUGCGGCAGCGUUUGAGGCGUCAGCCGCGCCCUCGGCGACGGCGACGCCGUCGGCACGGGGCCCCACGAACGCCCACAAGAAGCUGAGCAAGGUCGAGACACUCCGGAUGGCGGUCGAGUACAUCAAGAGCCUCGAGCGUCUCCUGGCGCUCAACGACACGACGACGACGGUGGCGGCUGCGUCGGCGGGACAUCCCGGGAUGCCGCAGGACAGUCAGCUACCGGCGACACCACCGCCGGAACCGGCACACCACGCCGGUCAAUCGCCGGCCGGCUUUUUCCUCGCGCUCAAACCACGCACCAUCGGGAACCACCCGGUUGGCGACUGCUUCGAUCAGACGCAGAUCACGAUCAUCAACGGGCACCAGUACUUGCGCAUCCCGGGCACCAACACGUUCCACUAUCUCGACCCGGAGAGUCUGUACGGGGAGGAUGUAGCGAUGGGGCUGGGUGGUGGUGGUGGUGGCUGUGCUGGUGGCGGUCCCCGUGCCCGUUCGCCAAGAUUCCGCAACGACGACUGCGACGUCGGCAACGAGGAUGAUGAGGAUGUUGGGGCGUAUGAUGUUGAGGACGAGGAAGGGGAGGAGGACGAGGAGGAGGGGUACGAUGAGCUGGGGGACGAGACGCUCUCGAGUACGGUCGAUCUGCUGAGCGAAUCCGCCGUGGCCCUCUCGCCGCAGAGCAACUUUGCGCUCGACAGUCCGCCCGGUCUCGGUCCGAUCUCACAACCGAGCUCGGAGCUGGCGGUGGGACUACCAGUCGCGAACACGACGAGCGCAACGCCCGGACACGGUGUGCUGGAUGAUGGGUUUGAUCAGCAGCAGCAGCAGCAGCAAUACGACGACCAACUGAUGCUGAUCAAGUCCGAACUCGACGAGGAUGACGCGGAGCUUGCCGACGAUCCGGCCUUCCUCAGCUGGAUUGAAGCGAACCAGCAGCUGCAGGACCAUCCCUGGAUCAAGGAUCGUUCCACCUGGCCUGGACCCCCGGAGGAACUAUCGGCCGCUAAUGGCCGCGAACGGAGUGCGCUCUGCUUAGUGGUGGUGGAGCGCAGAGCGUAG